GGCGCCGUGGCGGGGCUGGCUGCCGUGGUGGGCUUCCUCAUCGUCUUCACCGUGGUGGGCAACGUGCUGGUGGUGAUCGCUGUGCUGACCAGCCGGGCGCUGCGUGCGCCGCAGAACCUCUUCCUGGUGUCGCUGGCCUCGGCCGACAUCCUGGUGGCUACGCUGGUGAUGCCCUUCUCGCUGGCCAACGAGCUCAUGGCCUACUGGUACUUCGGGCAGGUGUGGUGCGGCGUGUACCUGGCGCUCGACGUGCUCUUCUGCACCUCGUCCAUCGUGCACCUGUGCGCCAUCAGCCUGGACCGCUACUGGUCGGUGACGCAGGCCGUCGAGUACAACCUGAAGCGCACACCGCGCCGCGUCAAGGCGACCAUCGUGGCCGUGUGGCUCAUCUCGGCUGUCAUCUCCUUCCCACCGCUUGUCUCGCUCUACCGCCAGCCCGACAGUGCCGCCUACCCGCAGUGCGGCCUCAACGACGAGACGUGGUACAUCUUGUCCUCCUGCAUCGGCUCCUUCUUCGCGCCCUGCCUCAUCAUGGGCCUGGUCUACGCGCGUAUCUACCGCGUGGCCAAGCUGCGCACGCGCACGCUCAGCGAGAAGCGCGCGCCCGCGGGCCCCGACGGUGCGUCCCCAACCACAGAGAACGGGCUGGGUGCGGCAGCGGGCGCGGGCGAGAACGGGCNGAGGGGGGCGCAGGCGGCGGCCGGGACGGGUGGCGCCGACGUGCCGGGGCCCGGGCCAGGGGCGACCGAUUCGGGUGCGCUGGCUGCCGCGAGGUCCCCGGGUCCUGGCGGGCGCCUGUCGCGCGCCAGCUCGCGCUCCGUCGAAUUCUUUUUGUCGCGCCGCCGCCGGGCGCGCAGCAGCGUGUGCCGCCGCAAGGUGGCCCAGGCGCGCGAGAAGCGCUUCACCUUCGUGCUGGCCGUGGUCAUGGGCGUGUUCGUGCUCUGCUGGUUCCCCUUCUUCUUCAGCUACAGCCUGUACGGUAUCUGCCGCGAGGCCUGCCAGGUGCCCGACCCGCUGUUCAAGUUCUUUUUCUGGAUCGGCUACUGCAACAGCUCGCUCAACCCGGUCAUCUACACCGUCUUUAACCAGGACUUCCGGCGUUCCUUUAAGCACAUCCUCUUCCGACGGAGGAGAAGGGGCUUCAGGCAGUGAGCUGCGCGCCCGGCCCCGCGCAGACCCUGGACAGCUCUAGGCGGCGGCAUGGGAAGGCUUCGCCCCCCAGGAGAAAGCGGGCGGCAGCUUUCCCAGAGACCCAGGGAUGGAUUGGCCUCCAGGGCGUAGGGGAGGGUAUGGCAAGGCAGGAGUGUGGGCUGAGAGACAGCAGGGCCCCCUGGGGAGGCGGGGAGGAGAGAGGGGUGAUCCCUCUGCCUUCCCAUCUCAGCGAAGGGCUGCUUCUGGGCUUUCAGGCCCGGAUCUGGCGCUGGGGGCCCCUGCAGAGGUGCAGCUGUGAGAAAGCAGAAGUGAACGCAACCUCCCAAACGGCGAGAAAGGAGCCCCCCCCCCACACCACUACCCAGAUCCACCUCUGAGCAAGGGCUGACUUCCCCAGGACCUAGUGGGGGCGGCUGUCUUGGGGGAGGAAAGAGGCACUGACAAUCUUUGGUUAUUGAAAGUAUUUAAAUGUUUGCCAAAAAUGACAGCCAAAACAACCAAACUAUUUUCUAAAUAAACCUUUGUAAUCUAA
Messenger RNA from Ailuropoda melanoleuca (giant panda), 1684 nucleotides. It is a transcript of the gene ADRA2C, whose product is annotated as adrenoceptor alpha 2C. Gene Ontology annotation, biological process: G protein-coupled receptor signaling pathway; regulation of vasoconstriction; platelet activation. The record is from RefSeq and is a predicted model, not a curated record. Lineage: Eukaryota; Metazoa; Chordata; Mammalia; Carnivora; Ursidae. Gene Ontology annotation, molecular function: alpha2-adrenergic receptor activity; epinephrine binding. Gene Ontology annotation, cellular component: plasma membrane.